Molecule: messenger RNA, 2889 nt
Organism: Scatophagus argus
Lineage: Eukaryota; Metazoa; Chordata; Actinopteri; Scatophagidae
Gene: sgms2a
Product: sphingomyelin synthase 2a
Exons: 6
Coding region: 660-1733 (357 amino acids)
Biological process (GO): ceramide biosynthetic process; sphingomyelin biosynthetic process
Cellular component (GO): endoplasmic reticulum membrane; Golgi membrane
Molecular function (GO): ceramide cholinephosphotransferase activity; sphingomyelin synthase activity
Source: RefSeq, a predicted model, not a curated record
CAACCAGUUUGUUCGUUGUCGCAAGGAAAAACAGAGUUCUCAUUAAAAAUCACAAACUGAGUCACUUGGAUGUCUAUGUUUAGCAAUGUUUCGAAAGUGAAAAGAGCAUUUAUACUAAACUUUAUUAGAAAUACGUGGAAUGACUUUGCAGAAAUUAAAACUACAACAAAAUAUGAACAAAAUAUUUUCAUGGCAUUUUAUAUUAUGCUUCCAUUUUAUAAAAUGGCACAAAUAUAGUAUAGUUUAUCCAAAUAACAAAUGCCCAGUUACCCACAAACAACAGAAUAUCCUGAUACUCCCUCCCCCAAUGCGAAUAUGUCAGAACUCCUAUUUUUAAAUGCACAGAGUUGCAGGUCGAUGCUUGUGCUGAUUACAGGGCAGUUACUCAGGAUUAAAGGGGGUGCUAGCAGGAGGAUCGGUCCAGAAGCUGGAUGGACCUGACGAUAUGUGGGACUUCGGGGAGGAGCGCUCUGUCAAAAGCGAGCGGCACUGUCGUGUAGCAGGCAGUGCAGCCCGAGCCGAGCAGCGAUCAAACAGGGCGCAGCAUCUGGCAUUCAAGGAAUUGCAAGUGUAGGAAGAGGCGCCAGGGAGGCCCGAGGAAGGCAGCGAAAAAGACUCAGCCCAGAGGAGUGGUGUCUGUGGAUGGACAGUAGGCAGCCAUGGCAUCACAGGAGCUUGUGGAUGCGCGAGGCUCUGCCACUGAUAAUCUGAACCCUGGAAUGGAGGGUGAUGCCGUGCCCACCAGCGGUAAAACAUGUCCUGUCCACACCCCAGGUGGGGAGGACACAAAGAGGGGCUUUCGGAAAGGCAUAGGGAGGCAUAAUGACUAUGUGAAGAUCUCUGUGCCAGAGUCCAAGGCCAACCGUUUGCCCAUGGAGUGGUGGAAGACAGUAAUCGCCUUCUUUUAUGCUGGUUUUAACUUGGUUCUUACCACAGUCGUCAUCACUGUCGUCCACGAGAGGGUCCCGCCCAAAGAAAGCAGCCCGCCUCUUCCUGAUAAGUUUUUUGAUUAUAUUGACAGGGUCAACUGGGCAUUUACAGUGACAGAGAUCAAUGGCAUGGUGCUGCUGGUCAUUUGGUUGAUCCAGUUGUUCUUCUUCAGAUACAAGUCAAUAGCAAGCAGGCGGUUCUUCUUCCUCAUUGGCACCCUGUACUUAUACCGCUGUGUGACGAUGUACAUCACCACCCUGCCUGUACCUGGCAUGCAUAUGACUUGUGCUCCGAAGCUCCAUGGAGACUCCCAGGCAAAAAUCCAGCGAAUUCUUCGAAUGGUGUCAGGCGGGGGUCUGUCCAUUACAAGCUCCCAUCUCUUGUGUGGAGACUUCCUCUACAGUGGACACACUGUGAUGCUCACGCUCACUUACCUGUUCAUUAAGGAGUACUCUCCACGGUCGUUUUGGUGGUACCAUCUAAUGUGCUGGCUGCUGAGCGCCGUGGGCGUGGUCUGCAUCUUGGUGGCACAUGAGCACUACAGUGUGGAUGUGGUCGUGGCCUAUUUCAUCACCUCCCGCCUGUUCUGGUGGUACCACACCAUGGCUAACUUACAGACUCUGAAAUGCUCACCGAACAACUACCUCACCAACACCUGGUGGAACCCACUGUUCAAUUUCCUGGAGAGGAACGUCCAAACCGCGGUGCCAUGCUCUUACAGCUGGCCCAUCACCUGGCCUCCUGCCUGCCUUAAGAACCCCUGCAAGAAGUACUCUAUGGUGCAGAGCACACGAGAGGAGUGACAAGACCCACGAUACCCCAACAGUGUUGCCUGAUAUCCCAUUUAAGUGGUAUUCCUUCAUUCAGUCUUGUCUGCUGGACAGGAGCAUGAUGGUACCAAAUGCAUAGAUAUUUUAGGGAAAAAAAAGUGUCUUGAAGGAUAAUCAUAUUGUCUCAUUGUGUCAGUGUAAUUUAUUUAAGAGUUAAAGUCCUGCAGAGACGUUACUGUUUUGUAACUGAUAGGUGGACCAGCUCCUUGUGAAUUUCAUACAUGAACGUAAACUUUGUUGCUCGCAGAUUUGUUGCAGUAUUUCUAAGACUUGUUUGAGAUUACUUUAGAUCCGCUACCAUAACUCUGUCAUACUGUAUGUGUUGACGGGGUGUACCUCAUUAUCAGUGUGCUCAAGUCACAAGGUGCCUUAGUGUGUUUAACGUCAGCAAGUGUUCCAAAACUGCCAUUAUGAGUCAUGUUGCAUUUGUUUUGUUUUUUCUAUGAGUUUCUUUUUUUUUAAAAAAAGUUACAAUUAAUAAUAUUAUAUUAGUUUUAGAAGCCUCGGGUGUGUAUAUCCUCGCUGUAGUCUCAACAUUGUACUAUUGUAUUAAAAUGUAACCAUUCUAAUGUUUCAGUGUGUUCAUUUAAUGAAAUCAUCAGUCAAAGUCAUCAUUAUGCUUAACUGCAACUACGCGUUUUAGACAAUUUGAUAUUUAAUGGAUCUCUUCAACCUUGCAAAAUUUCUGCUUCUCACAAGUCACAACAAUGAUGUUCUUUUUUUUUCCUAAAAUACUAAAAUACUCCUAUAACACAUGAAAGUAAAAUCUAAACCACAGGGCUCUGCAUUUGUACAUUAUGGAUAAAAGUUGUAAUUUUAAACUUAAGUUUUGUCAGAUUUACCAAUAAUUCUAUUGCCAAGUUUGGAUUAAGUUUCCUUAAAUUUAUUUAUGGUUUAAACAAACGGGCAAAUUUUAAUGUAAUUUGCAGUUGCAACCUAUAUGUUAGCUAGUUUAUACAUUAGUAGGUAGUAUUAGUAGUAGAUGAAAAUGCCCAACUUUAGUCCUGUACACAAAAAAGUAAUGAGAGAAUGGCAAGAAAAAAACCCCAAUUUGAGUGAAUUUAAAUGUCCUCUUUGCUUUUACUUCCCUUUGAACUGUAUGUAUAGAUGUCAGGAUUUUUCAUACUGU